AUGCCUCACUCAAACAGUCCCCCACCACCCACAGCUGGCACACCGAGUUGCCUCCCUACUCAUACCCCUGGGGAAUGUUUCUGGCAAAAAGGCGACGAGGAGCUGAGCAAGCACCGCUCAACAGAGCAACUUCCCGAGCACAGUGACAUAGUGAUCAUUGGCGCCGGAUUUGCAGGUGUCGGCACGGCCUACCAUCUCACCAAGGAUGUGGACGCGACCAACUCCAUCACAAUCUUAGAAGCGCGAGGUGCCUGCUCAGGGGCAACUGGUCGCAAUGGUGGUCACUGCAGACCUGACUUGUAUGGCCACAUUCCAACAUAUAUCGACCGCGCAGGCGACCGAGCUGGGGCCGAGAUCGCAGAAUUUGAAAUCGCAAACCUGCGCGCCCUGAAGAAGGUCAUCGAGCAAGAGAAGAUUGACUGUGAUUUUACUCUUGCGCGGUCCAUCGAUGUUUGGUGCAAUGAAGAGGCUGCCAAGAGCGCUAAAGCGGUAUAUGACCGAAUGGUUGCCGCAGGCUUUGAAUAUAUGGAUGAUGUUGUUUUUUAUACUGGCGAGCAAGUUGAAGGAAUCUGUGGAGUGAAGGGCGCGAAAGCAUGCGCAAGCUUCACCGCUGGCACAAUGUGGCCUUUCAAAUUUAUCAUGCACCUGAUCAAAAAGCUCCUCGCCGUUGGAGUAAAUCUGCAAACACAUACACCCGUCACAUCAAUAAAUCCCGAUCCACAAGGAGGAUAUAUCGUCGAAACUCCCCGAGGAAAAAUGCACGCAGGAAACGUCAUCCAUGCCAACAACGCCUACGUCUCAGGACUCCUCCCAGAAUACGCCAAGAACAUCAUCCCCUGCAAGGGUAUCUGCUCCCGAAUCACGGUGCCCGAGGGUGUCACAGCGCCUCUGUUGAACAAUUCAUACAUCAACCGAACAGAGGACAACACACUUUCAUACUUCGUCCCCCGUGCUGAUGGAAGUAUCAUCGUUGGAGGCGCCGCGAAGCUCUUCCGUCCCUUCCCAGAACAGUGGUACGACAACGUAAAUGAUAGUGUCCUCAUCGAUUCCGCGAAAGAUUUCUAUGAUGGAUAUAUGCAGCGGACGUACCGAGGCUGGGAAGACACCGGUGCAAAGGUAGACAAGAUCUGGACUGGUGUCAUGGGCUAUUCAUACGACUCAAAUCCUCACAUUGGACAUGUCCCGAACAAAGACGGCCAAUAUAUUUUGGCUGGCUUCAACGGUCACGGUAUGCCGGUUAUCUGGCUUGCCGCUAAAGAGCUGGCAAAGAUGGUCUCCAAGGGUGUUCCGUUUGAAGAAACUGGUAUGCCGCAUCUCUUUCAGACUAGUCAGUUCCGCAUUGAUCGUGCGCAGGCUGGAAAGGUUGAAGAUGGUGAUAUUUUGGGUACCGGCAACUUUGCAGCUACGAAGCCUUGA
Molecule: messenger RNA, 1416 nt
Organism: Penicillium soppii
Lineage: Eukaryota; Fungi; Ascomycota; Eurotiomycetes; Eurotiales; Aspergillaceae
Product: NAD(P)/FAD-dependent oxidoreductase
Exons: 2
Coding region: 1-1416 (471 amino acids)
Cellular component (GO): cytoplasm
Molecular function (GO): oxidoreductase activity
Source: RefSeq, a predicted model, not a curated record